Messenger RNA from Melanotaenia boesemani (Boeseman's rainbowfish), 2270 nucleotides. RefSeq names its product claudin-20-like. NCBI's taxonomy places the organism in Eukaryota, Metazoa, Chordata, Actinopteri, Atheriniformes, Melanotaeniidae. Gene Ontology annotation, cellular component: bicellular tight junction; plasma membrane. Gene Ontology annotation, biological process: bicellular tight junction assembly; cell adhesion. Gene Ontology annotation, molecular function: structural molecule activity. The record is from RefSeq and is a predicted model, not a curated record. The transcript is spliced from 2 exons. The coding region runs from base 1363 to 2184 and encodes 273 amino acids.
UUAUUAUUAUUAUGAAAGCGAACAAAACAUUUGGUCAUUUGCAGCUGAUACAUGGCUGCAAGAACACAUUAAAAAUACAAACAAAUAAUUUUACCAUUUUCCUUUUAAAAUACGGACAUUGUGCAUAAACAAAAGAACAAAUCCUAAUUAUUUACAGAAAAGCCUGAACCAGUGAAACCGCGUCAGUUUAUAUCUGCUGUCAUAUAAACGAUGAAAUGAUAGAUGGGCUGUAUUUAUAAAACAUUUUUCUGGUCCUGUUGAGCUCUAAAACAACCCACGUUCAUCCAUCCAAACACACACACACACACACCUUCAUUUGAAAGGACCACAAACCCGGAAAGCUGCAGCAGAACCUGCGUCCACCGAUGACGUCACCGCUCUGCCUCUGUGGUGGGAAACGGACCCGCCUGAGUUGGGCUUUUAUUUGUAGUGAGUUCUUUGUACCAACACAACAACAUUAAUUAACCGAUGAUGUGGAAGCGGCGCCUGCAGAGACUUUAAAGUUGUGUUUUCCCACAAGGAGGAAAAUGUGUGUUUAUAGUUUCCAUGUCGUGUCUGUGCGGGUCUGCAGGAUUAUGGUAAUAACAGGCUGCCGGGUCCCAUCACCACGCAGCCGGUGGGCGGGCGAGCUGCGGACGCUUAUCAGCGCGUUGCAGUGGCCGAUUCUUCACACGGUCACAUGACAGGACGACACCUUGAUUCACAGCUCAGCGGCUUUAUCACCAAAACCAGAAAGCCGUUUUAAGAGAAGAAAUGAUCCAGUCGGUCGUUUGAAGAGCAGCAGAUGUUAUCAGAAAAAUCCGUAAUGAGCUCAAAAACUACAGCGAGAAAUGUGUUUGAGAAAUUCUGAAAAAAGAAGAGGAUGAAAACCCAAAUCUGCAGAAACAAAACCAAAAGCAGGAUUUCCAGGUAAAAUGCUGCUUUUGUUUGGAAACAAGACGCCACAUUUCAGCAGAGUGCGGAGCUGACGGACCACCAUCAACUCCAUCAGAUAAGAACGCUGCUCUGCGGCUCCAUCAGAGCCGGUGACCUUCAGGGUAGAACCAGAACCUGCUUCUUGGAGACUUCUUCUUUCAGACUGAGACUGCAGCAGAAAACAGAGAGGACGUCUGGUGAUGCAGAAUGGGAUGAAAGUGUAUGUACAGUUGCCAAGGAGACAGCAGGCAGAGGGGUAGUUAGAACCAGUUAACCCACACACCCUGUGUUUUCGUUCACUGCUGCUCAGGAUUGACUUCAGGAGUUCGCAGCCACAGACUCACCACAGCCCGCUGGAGCCUGCACUGAGGAAUUAUCUGCUGUCAGGACCUGCCGGUACGCCGCCGCGCCAGCAGGGACCAGCGCUGGACGAGGGGGGGCCGAGCCAUGCUGUCUGCUGCCAUUCAGAUCCUGGCGUUCGCCCUGGCGCUCCUGGGCGUCCUCGGCACCACUGUGGCCACGUUGCUGCCCAACUGGAAGGUGAGCAUCAACGUGUGGACCAGCAUCAUGACCCCCAUCUCGCAGAUGCAGGGUCUGUGGAUGGACUGUGUCUGGUACACCUCCGGCGUCUUCAGCUGCACCAUGAAGAACUCGGUGCUGUCGUUGCCGGCGUCUCUGCAGAUCAUGCGAGCUGCCAUGGUUCUGUGCUGCAUGGUGGCCACGUUUGGACUCUGUCUCGCUUCCUUGGGACUCAAAUGUACCCGCUGGGGGGGCAGCCACCGAGCAAAGGGGCACACAGCCAUUGCUGCAGGGGGCUGCUUCAUCCUGGCCAGCCUCCUCUGCCUGGUCCCCGCGUCCUGGUUCACCAACGAAGUCAUCACCACCUUCCUGACCACGGACCUACCGGACAACAGUAAAUAUCAGCCCGGUGGAGCUCUGUGUGUGACGUUUAUCUCUGCUGGAUUCCUCCUGGCCGGGGGGGUCAUUUUCUGUUUGUCGUGUCCCGGAAAGCGUUCGAGACGACCGGACUACGCUGCCUCUGCUGACCCUGACAGAUUCGAGCUGCACAGAGAUGAGCGUCGGAGGCGGGAGCUGCAAGUGGAGCGCGAGCAACCAAAAAACAGGAAAAACAAAAGCGUCCAGCUGCAGACGGACGAGGUGAAGCAGGAGAAAGCCACAAAGGCCCUGGAGCUGAGACUCUAUUCGUCUCCUUCCAAACUCCCCCAAAAAGACAUCAAGGACAGUUACAGCCUCCAGGAGUACGUUUAACCCUCCCAGCUGAGCGCUGAAAUGUGGAGUUUUCAGCUGAGGCUUUCUGGCUCAUGUAGAGGGGGAGGUGGGCUGGGGGAGGUGUG